UGGACACACAAAAAAUUGAACAUAAAAACUUAACACAAAUAUAAAUAACAGAAGUUGAUUAUUAAAAGCACUCUAUUUGAGCAUCAGAAACAGAAAGUCCUAAGCAUUGUGAAAUUUUGGAGCAAGCCUCAGAAGAGACCGAGAAAAACCAACCGCGUUGUCCUGCUCCUUCUCUUGUCCCUCACGUAGUGCCGGCGAAAUUCGAAAAAGAUAACAAUGGCAGGAGAAAAAUCGACGCCCCUGCUGAAAGAUGAGCUUGAUAUAGUGAUACCCACCAUCAGAAACCUCGAUUUCCUCGAGAUGUGGCGGCCCUUCUUCGAGCAGUACCAUCUAAUCAUAGUCCAGGAUGGUGACCCUUCAAAAACCAUCAAAGUUCCUGAGGGUUUUGAUUACGAGCUCUAUAAUCGCAAUGAUAUUAACAGAAUUCUUGGCCCGAAAGCCUCCUGCAUCUCCUUUAAGGACUCUGCCUGCAGGUGCUUUGGGUACAUGGUCUCAAAGAAGAAGUAUAUUUACACCAUUGAUGACGAUUGCUUUGUGGCCAAGGACCCAUCCGGAAAAGACAUAAAUGCCCUCGAACAGCACAUAAAGAACCUCUUGUCUCCAUCCACUCCCCAUUUCUUCAACACUCUAUAUGAUCCUUAUAGGGAAGGUGCCGAUUUUGUUCGCGGUUAUCCUUUUAGUCUACGUGAGGGUGUACCAACUGCAGUCUCUCAUGGUCUCUGGCUCAACAUUCCCGAUUAUGAUGCGCCAACUCAGCUUGUCAAGCCCCUUUUGACGAUUCCCAAGGGAACUAUCUUCCCGAUGUGUGGUAUGAAUUUGGGCUUCAAUCGGGAUUUGAUUGGGCCCGCUAUGUACUUCGGGCUCAUGGGCGAUGGUCAGCCAAUCGGGCGAUAUGACGACAUGUGGGCUGGCUGGUGCACCAAGGUGAUAUGUGACCAUUUGAACCUGGGAGUGAAGACAGGUUUGCCCUACAUAUGGCACAGCAAAGCCAGCAACCCGUUUGUGAACCUUAAAAAGGAGUACAAAGGGAUCUACUGGCAAGAAGAUAUUAUCCCGUUUUUCCAAUCAGUUACUUUUCCGAAAGAAUGCACAACAGUCCAGCACUGCUACAUUGAGCUGGCCAAGCAAGUCAAGGACAAACUUUCGGCCAUUGAUCCUUACUUCACAAAGCUGGCGGAGGCCAUGGUGACGUGGAUUGAGGCUUGGGACGAGCUCAACCCUUCUGGGGAUGCGCCAGCUAAGCUCCCCAAUAGCAACAGGAAAUAGAUUUCCAUCUUAUUUUUGUAAUCAUUAUUAUGCUAUGAGCAAGUUGGAUUAAGGAUUAUUUCAAAGAGUUGCUUUACUAUUGCUUAUGUCGUAGCAUUAUUUAUGCAGUAAUUAAACUCAGUUUCUGGUUGAAGUAAUUACCCUUUUGAAGAGUUGGAAGUCUUUUGCCUUGUCAUACUCGUGUGAAUUUAUCCAUUAGACUCAAAUAUUUCUAUUAAAA
Striga asiatica is the source of this 1486-nucleotide messenger RNA. The record is from the annotation of a GenBank genome assembly. Lineage: Eukaryota; Viridiplantae; Streptophyta; Magnoliopsida; Lamiales; Orobanchaceae.